This is a messenger RNA of Ooceraea biroi (clonal raider ant), 870 nucleotides long. RefSeq lists its product as uncharacterized. NCBI's taxonomy places the organism in Eukaryota, Metazoa, Arthropoda, Insecta, Hymenoptera, Formicidae. The record is from RefSeq and is a predicted model, not a curated record.
CGGGGUGACAGGUUUCUUAACCUAAAAAAUCAACUUAAUGAUUAUAUCUCACUUAUAUCUUGCUUUGCGGGGCAGAGCGACAAUUUUUUCUGCGAGAUUCUUUCGUUUUGUGCAAAAAUGCGUCGAAUGAGCAUAUAUUCGUUGAUAUUGGAGUAGUCUAUGGAUUUUAUCCACCUAUCAAGUAAUUUAGUAAUGGAAUGUUGCUAUAAAGAUUGAAAUUGAAAGUACGAAAUUAAUCCAUUGAUCCUUAUGAUUGAUGUAAUGAUGUUUGGUAAUAAAAAGAAUAGUUUACCAAGACCUCAUUUGCCAAGCCAUGAUCAUGUAUUGGAAGAUCUUGGCAAUGCUACUGUGGACGAUGUAGCUUUUAAAAUCAUAGGUAAUUUAUCAAAAAAUUCUUAUGAUUUGACAAGCAUUAAUAAUUCAGAUGAGAUAUACAAAAAGGUAAAAACCUAUUUGAAUACCAAACAACGGUUACGACAAUUGGAACAUACUUUGAAAAACGAAACGCAUCAAGUAAAAGUAGAUAAUGAAGAGAUAAGAAAACUUGCCAAUGACAUUAAGAAGCAAGCCCAAGCUGCUUUGAUAACGUACUAACGAUACAAAGCUGAAGUACAACAUUGUAUAUUACAUUACUUUAUAACACUUUAAUAAUUUAAUAAUUUAUGUGUACCAUUUACAUGUAUGUUAUUGUAAAAUCUUGAUUAUUAGUAUUUUCAUUGAACUGUAAAACAUGUUAUCUUCCUCCAAGCUUUCUUGGCUUAUAUAAAUAUUCUAAAAGAUGCAAAUAAAACUUCAUAAUUGUAUGUAAUUGUAUGUAAUAUAAUUUUUAUGUAUUUGAAAUAAAGAAAUAAAUUUAGUUGUAUAAAAAUA